GUAUUAUCAACCCAAAGAAUCCUAAGGAAGCACCAAAGUCCUUCAGCUUUGACUACUCUUAUUGGUCCCACACAUCGCCCGAAGAUCCCUGCUUUGCAUCUCAGAACCGUGUCUACAAUGAUAUUGGGAAGGAGAUGUUGCUGCAUGCCUUUGAGGGCUACAAUGUAUGCAUUUUUGCCUAUGGACAAACUGGAGCUGGUAAAUCCUACACAAUGAUGGGCAAGCAGGAGGAGAGCCAAGCAGGCAUAAUCCCCCAGCUGUGUGAAGAACUGUUUGAGAAAAUCAAUGACAACAGCAAUGAAGAAAUGUCAUAUUCUGUAGAGGUGAGUUACAUGGAGAUUUACUGUGAGAGAGUCAGAGACUUGCUGAACCCGAAGAACAAAGGGAAUUUGCGAGUGCGAGAACAUCCUCUGCUUGGGCCAUAUGUGGAAGAUCUGUCGAAGUUAGCAGUCACAUCUUAUACAGACAUUGCAGACCUCAUGGAUGCUGGGAACAAAGCCAGGACUGUGGCAGCUACCAACAUGAAUGAAACCAGCAGCCGCUCUCAUGCCGUGUUUACAAUUGUCUUUACUCAGAAGAAACACGACACAGAAACUGAUCUUUCCACGGAGAAGGUCAGCAAGAUUAGCCUUGUGGAUCUAGCUGGGAGUGAGCGAGCUGAUUCAACUGGUGCCAAAGGAACCCGAUUAAAGGAAGGAGCAAAUAUAAACAAAUCUCUCACAACUCUGGGCAAAGUUAUUUCAGCAUUGGCCGAAGUGAGUAAAAAAAAGAAGAAAACAGACUUUAUACCAUACAGGGAUUCUGUACUAACAUGGCUUCUUCGAGAAAAUCUAGGUGGUAAUUCCAGGACUGCAAUGGUUGCUGCUUUGAGUCCAGCAGACAUAAACUAUGAUGAAACUUUGAGCACUUUAAGAUAUGCUGAUCGUGCAAAACAGAUUAAAUGCAAUGCUGUUAUCAAUGAAGAUCCCAAUGCCAAGCUGGUGCGUGAGCUGAAGGAGGAGGUGACAAGGCUUAAGGAUCUCCUGCGUGCCCAAGGGCUGGGAGAUAUUAUUGACACCUCCAUGGGGUCCCUCACUGCAUCUCCAUCCUCCUGCUCUCUCAGUAGUCAGGUGGGCUUAACAUCUGUGUCCAGUAUACAGGAAAGAAUCAUGUCAACACCUGGAGGAGAAGAGGCAAUUGAACGUUUGAAGGAAUCCGAGAAGAUCAUUGCAGAGCUGAAUGAAACAUGGGAAGAGAAGCUGAGGAAAACUGAGGCCAUUAGGAUGGAAAGGGAGGCAUUGUUGGCAGAAAUGGGAGUUGCCAUUCGGGAAGAUGGGGGAACACUGGGAGUCUUCUCGCCUAAAAAGACUCCUCAUCUUGUAAACCUUAAUGAAGAUCCACUCAUGUCUGAAUGUCUGCUUUACUACAUCAAAGAUGGUAUUACUAGGGUUGGCCAAGCUGAUGCUGAGCGAAGGCAAGACAUUGUAUUGAGUGGGGCUCAUAUCAAAGAAGAGCACUGCAUCUUUCGAAGUGAGAGGAACAACAACGGUGAAGUUAUUGUUACUUUGGAGCCUUGUGAAAGAUCAGAAACCUAUGUUAAUGGCAAGAGGGUUGUGCAGCCUGUGCAGUUGCGCUCAGGAAAUCGUAUCAUUAUGGGUAAAAAUCAUGUCUUCAGAUUCAACCAUCCAGAGCAAGCACGAGCAGAAAGAGAGAAAACACCGUCAGCUGAAACUCCCUCUGAGCCAGUUGACUGGACAUUUGCUCAGAGGGAGCUUUUGGAGAAGCAGGGCAUUGAUAUGAAGCAGGAGAUGGAGAAAAGGUUACAAGAAAUGGAGAUUUUGUAUAAGAAAGAGAAGGAGGAAGCUGAUCUCUUGUUGGAGCAGCAAAGGCUGGACUAUGAGAGUAAGCUGCAGGCCUUGCAGAAGCAGGUAGAGACACGAUCCUUGGCAGCUGAAACAACAGAGGAGGAGGAGGAGGAGGAAGAAGAAGUGCCCUGGACACGACAUGAGUAUGAGCUCGCACAAUGGGCUUUCAGGAAGUGGAAAUUUCAUCAGUUUACUUCACUGAGGGACCAACUCUGGGGAAAUGCAGUAUAUCUGAAAGAAGCCAAUGCAAUCAGUGUAGAGUUAAAGAAAAAGGUGCAGUUUCAAUUUGUCCUGCUGACAGACACCCUCUACUCGCCACUGCCACCAGAGCUUUUGCCCACUGAGUUGGAGAAGACCCGGGACAAUAGGCCUUUCCCCCGUACAGUGGUAGCUGUGGAAGUCCAGGAUCUGAAGAAUGGAGCAACACACUACUGGUCCUUAGAAAAACUCAAGCAGAGGUUGGACCUGAUGCGUGAGAUGUAUGACAGAGCUGGGGAAAUGGCGUCGAAUACACAGGACGACAGUGAAAGCACAAUGACAGGCAGUGACCCUUUUUAUGAUCGCUUUCAUUGGUUCAAGCUUGUUGGAAGUUCCCCCAUAUUCCAUGGCUGCGUGAAUGAGCGUCUUGCUGAUCGCACGCCCUCCCCCACUUUCUCCACGGCUGACUCCGACAUCACUGAACUGGCUGAUGAACAGCAGGAUGAGAUGGAGGACUUUGAUGAUGAGGCCUUUGUGGAUGAUACUGGCUCCGACGUUGGAACUGAGGAGGGAUCAGACCUCUUCAAUGAUGGGCGCGACCCGUUUUACGACCGAUCCCCUUGGUUCAUUUUAGUGGGAAGAGCAUUUGUAUACCUGAGCAAUCUACUGUACCCAGUGCCUCUUAUUCACAGAGUAGCUGUUGUUAGUGAGAAAGGAGAAGUACGAGGAUUUCUGCGAGUAGCAGUGCAAGCUAUAGCAG
Molecule: messenger RNA, 2802 nt
Organism: Cariama cristata (Red-legged seriema)
Lineage: Eukaryota; Metazoa; Chordata; Aves; Cariamiformes; Cariamidae
Product: kinesin-like protein KIF1B
Exons: 24
Biological process (GO): microtubule-based movement
Molecular function (GO): microtubule binding; microtubule motor activity; ATP binding
Source: RefSeq, a predicted model, not a curated record